UGUGCGCAUCGAACGUUUUGGUUACCGACGCGAGCGCCGAUGUCCAUCGCCGCCAUCUUAGCCUUCGCCUCAUGGUUUUAUGUCGGUGUUUACGGUGAAAUCAACAUGAGUCUUCGUUGUGCCAUGUUAUUUGCUAUUUAUUUCUUUGGCCUCAUCAUUUCAUUAGAUGCUUUGCCCCGACCAAUAGAAAAUUUAAAAACGAAGCUUGGUAGUUAUUAUUUCCAAAAUUGUUUUGAAAAAACGGAUUUACAAAACUGGCCUCCUCGCGGAUACAACUUGCACCCAAACUAUCUCAAUGCGGUCUUCGCUGCAAGAGCAUUAUUAGUAGCCGGCAAAUUUGAUGAUGGACGUCAAGCAUUAGUCAGUGCAACAAAAGCUAUGGUUAUCGACAGACCAGACCUGACCGAAUACAAACAGUUGCCACUAGUGGAAUUAUUAUUUGAAGUGCCGGGACCUCGUUGUCUGCAAAAUUUAGAAGAGAUCGUCGAAUCGUUUGUGAAUGACGUAGCAGAGGAAAAAAAGAAAAGAAAAUUUAGAUAAUUUAGAACAU
Adelges cooleyi (spruce gall adelgid) is the source of this 550-nucleotide messenger RNA. RefSeq lists its product as uncharacterized. The coding region runs from base 40 to 540 and encodes 166 amino acids. The record is from RefSeq and is a predicted model, not a curated record. Lineage: Eukaryota; Metazoa; Arthropoda; Insecta; Hemiptera; Adelgidae. The transcript has 4 exons.